GGCUGACCUAAUCUCGAAUUAGGGUUGGGAAGUUAGGGUUAAGUGGGGCAGCGAGCAUGGCGGUCAUCACAUCUGACCAAUGGCAGGCCAUGCUGACGCAGCAGACGAGAGCCAGAAACCAUUUUUUCAAAAACUGUAUGAUGAUGCCGUGCAGAGGAAAAGGGAGGCAGCGGCAGCAGCUAGAGCCGCCGACAUUGCUGAUCAGGUGGCUCUCCUUCGGAUCCCGGAAGCCAAUGCUGACCGGUUCCAAGAGGAACUAGCUGCUACUAUAGCAACCUUGGUCCGACUGCGGACCUUGGAAAACCUGGAGUCUCGUAUGACAGCACUUGAGCAGCGGAACGAAGAACUGCAGGCUAAAGUAAUUAGCCUUGAACAGUCCCAGCUGUCUGCCUCCCGCCCUGCUAACCCUCGAUCUGCUAUAAUCCCAACUUCUCAAGCCAACACAGCCCUCGUGCCAAGGGCAAGCGGAACUGUGGCAAGCGGAGGAACCGGCGCCAACUCCUCGAGCGGCAGCACCGACAGUUCUGCGCUGGUCACGGUCCCGAAUGCAGGGACUUCAGCCCAAAACGCCACAGUUCUUACUGGCGUUCAGUACAGCGGUCGCAUGGUGGACAAGCGGGCGACCACGCUGCCGUCCAAGUACGACGGGAAGGCAGACAUCACCUCUUGGAUUAGUUCCAUGCGGUCGUACUUCGAGGUCACCCCUGUCCGCGUUCUUGAGGAUCUUCUCCUUGACCGGUACCAGGAUAAACAUGCUGCGCUUAAGGCUAGGCUGAAGCUUGAGGCCCUCAAGGGCCAAACAUGGAGGUCAUCCAUGCAGGCUUUGAAACAACACUUGACUAGUCUGUUCACCACUCCGGAUCUGGGAAUGACUGACGUAUCUUGUAUGGAUGUAGUCAUGGAAGUGGCCCCUAAAGAUUACCUCUCCCUGCUAGCACUCAAGGACCAUGCCACCUGGCCCCUAGUCGACCUAGAGGCCAAGGACCUCGCCAGGCGCAAGAAGGCGCCCGCUGCAAGUGGGAAACCACAACGCAAGCGGUUUGGAAGCAGCAACAAGCUUGCACUGCAUGAUCAUCGGGAGGCUGAAGAUCAGUCCUAUGCGGAUGAUCUGUCUCUAGAUGACGAUCUAGAGCCGGACUUCGAUACGGGCUGUUCCACAUCAGUCAUUGAGUGUGACAGAAAUGAUGAUGAGAAACUAAAUGCAUUCAGAAAGACUGCUUCAAAUAAGGGGCCUAACCGUGGUUCAGGAUUGCUAUCGUCUUCAGGGAAACAGGGAAGGGGCGUAGAGGAGUCAUCAGCACUCUCUACAACAAGGGAAGCUGGGCAGUCAGUUGCAGGCCCUUCCGAGGAGCAUGGAUCUGAUCAGCAGCGUGCUCUUGAAGCCCAAACUAAUGCUGAAUCCAAGGCUGAUGUAGUCCAAGUGUUGUACACUGAGCCUUGGGAGGAGUCUAAAGAGGUCAACCUCCACGCCCACAUGGAACACUGGCUGCAGCUCAAGCAGCAACGCCGUGUUCAAGGGAGCGUGGAGCUGACUUUCUUUAAACUACUUAUUAACCGCCGAUACAUCCKUGUGCUGAUUGACAGUGGUUCGACCACUAAUUUCUUCUCUCCGAACGGGAUUCGUAAGGCGGGCCUAGGUAUGAAGCAAGUGGAACUGCAGAACCCUUGCCGGACUCAGGUGGGCAACCAAAAGGUUGUCACUCCCACUCAUGCUGUCAAAGGUGUGCGCAUCACCUUUGACAAAGAUCGCACUGUCACUUACGUCCUGGACAAGUGUCCUUUCGACGCGGUCAUUGGCUUGGGCUGGCUAAAGGCUCAUUGCCUAAGGACCACUUGGGCGAACAACCAGUUCGUGGUACUUGACGCCAAGGGGAACGAGCGUACCGUCUUGUUAGAUGAGACGCGCGAGUUCCCUGUGACUCUUCUCUGUGCUAACAAAUUCUGCAGGUCAGUGCGCAGGCGCAAGGAAGCUGAGUUUGUACAUAUAGCUCUUGUAAAGCCUCUCCAUGUCCCUUCUACUUUUGCUGCAUUUUCUUCCUCUGAAGGUGGGUGCAAGGUUUUCUCCAAGAUCGACCUCAAGUCUGGCUACCACAAGAUUGAAGUUGAUCCGAGCGACCAGCACAAAACUGCGUUCAAGACACGCGAUGGGCUGUACGAAUUCAUCGUUAUGCCCUUCGGACUGACAAAUGCGCCAACCACAUUUCAGUGCCUCAUGGACAAGGUACUUCGCCAUCAGCUUAACAAGUUUGUGGUUGUGUACCUUGACGACAUUCUAAUUUUCAGCAAGUCCAUGGAUGAGCACGUCAACCAUCUUGCGGAGGUUUUGCAAGUCCUCAAGGAAGCUCAACUGCACCUCAACUUAGAAAAAUAUGAGUUUGGCAGGGACAGUGUCAUCUAUCUUGGGCACCGGUUGUCCGCAAACGGCCUUGAGCCGGAGGCAACCAAGGUUGAGGUCAUUCAAAACUGGCCUCAACCGGCGAACGUACGCGAACUGCAUUCUUUUCUCGGUUUGGCUUCUUAUUACCGGAAGUUUGUACCCAGAUUUUCUAUUAUUGCUCACCCGCUCUCAAGACUAACCAGCAAGAAUGUUGCCUAUGCAUGGUGUGAGAAGUGUGAGUCUGCGUUCCAAGCCUUGAAAGAGGCAUUGGUGAGUCAUCCUGUGCUUCGCAUUGCAGAUCCCAAUCUCACGUUCGUAGUCACUACGGAUGCGAGCCAGUUCGGGAUUGGUGCAGUGCUGCAACAAGAUGAUGGUGAUGGCCUGCGUCCGCUCGAGUAUUACAGCAAACGCAUGCCUAGCCACAAGGUAUGUCAGAGAACCAAGGUCCAUAGGCAUAAGCCUUAUGGCUUGCUAAGACCCCUCCCCAUUCCUGAUGGACCCGGUGAAUCGAUCUCCAUCGACUUCACGGACAUGGGAAAGGUGAGUACAGCAGGGAAUUCACAGGUCAUGGUCAUCGUGGAUCAUUUCUCCAAAUUUCUGAAUCUGAUCCCUUUUCCUCCCCAUGCACCAACUGAACUUGUCAUUGAGGAAUUCCAUCAGCAGAACAUUCUGCAGUUUGGCGUCCCGAAAACUAUUGUGAGUGAUCGGGACACCAAAUUCAUCAGCAAAGAUUGGAAGGACUUCACGUCGCAGAUCUAUGACAUUAAACUGAACAAGACUUCUGGUCGACACCCCGAAGCCAAUGGAUUGGCUGAGGAGAUCAACCAGACUGUCAUCCAACUACUCCGUGCAUUGAUUGUUCCAGAUGAGAACUCGUGGGACAAGGAGCUGCACAAGGUAAAGGGACUGUAUAACAAUUCCAUUCACUCUGCAACUGGUGUGACACCAAACCAGCUCCAGUAUGGAUGGCCGAUGCGCAAUCCCCUCUCUUAUCUGUUCCCAGAACGAUCACCUGGUCUGAUGCCCGGCAUGCCUGGCUACAAUGCCAAUGGUAAUCUCAAGGCUCUGCUAGCGGGCUUGGACAAGAAAGAUGAAAAUUCGAAAGAAGGCACCAGCGAAGGUGGUGGGCAUAACGGGCGUGGCCUAUCGCCGCCUCCUGGACUUGCUGCAGCCGGUUCGUUCUCGCCGGCGUCUUCAAGCAGCGGCUCAACGGGGAAGCUUGUCAAGGAGCUCUCUUCCUUAGCCAAUGUGGUGGUUGGGAAAUGUGCAAGGUAUCGGGAUAACUUCAUCCGUCAAGCACUGCUUGUGUCUAUUAAGUACCUCGAAGACGAAGCUGGAGCAACGGCACUACAGGCGAAGACUAAGGGCGAGUUGUUGUUUGCAGAUGUUGAGAUUGCACGAACACGAGUUGGUGCGAUGUUAGACCCAGGAUCAACGAGAUCCUACAUCUCCGAGAAGGCAAUCCGUAAGUUGCAUCUCGGCAUGAAGGAAGGUGAAUUGCGUCUAUGUAUUGAUUAUCGAGGGUUGAAUGCCGUCACUGUUAAGAAUGUCGAACCACUCCCUCGCAUCGACGAUUUACUUGACCAAGUACAGGGAUGCAAGUACUUCAGUAAAAUUGAUCUGAAGUCUGGGUACCAUAAGAUCGAGGUGGAGCCCGCGGAUCAACACAAGACUGCUUUCUGGACCAGGUAUGGCCAUUACGAGUUUAUGGUAAUGCCCUUCGGAUUGACUAAUGCUCCUGCUACAUUUCAACGGUCAAUGAACGAGUUGGUUCGUCAAUGGUUGGAUCAGUUCGUCAUCGUCUAUCUGGAUGACAUUCUCGUAUAUAGUAAAACACUAGAAGAACACGAGAAACAUCUUCAUCUGGUUUUGAAUGUCGCUCGAAGUGUCAAGGCCUCAGACAAGCUCCAGACGAUCCAUGCUCGUAAGUGGAAGAGUGCCAGAGUGCUCAAGAGCACAACGGACGAACUAGUAGCUGUCCCUGACCACGGGGUUAUAGACACCCAAUUGGUUGCCCUGUUUUACAGAGCUAUGCCAGAAGCCUUUCGCGGGCACUUCUUCGCGAAGAGCGAAGACCCUGCCACCACUUACGAUUCCCUUAGCCGUGAAGUGGUGGCCUUUGAGGCCAAGUCUGUGUCAGUUUCCACCUUCUGGCACGAAGAUUUGGAUAAGGGAAAGCAAUGGAAGGACCGCACUAUCUCUGGGCAAGUGAAGACUAAGGAUAGUCUUGUCCUAACCUUAGAUGAGGGUAGUGUGGACGAGAUCCCCUACGAUCAGAUUGAGUGGGGGUUAGAGGAGGAGGACAGCGGUGUGGGCCAGGGGAGAACUUACGCUGCUGUUGCGGUUGGAGGGAGGCCGCAAGGAGGAGGACGAGGCCAGGGCCAAGGGGGCCGGGCCGCAGGGAGCCGGUUCCAGGGCGACCAGGGGGUUGGCGGCAGAGGAGGAAACCGCCAAGCGGGAGGAAGGGGUCAAGGUCCCCCGCAAAACCGUCCUUGGAAUAGGGCUACCUAUAGGGUAGGAGGAUGGCACCCGGGGCUACCGCAGGGCGUGGCCGAAGAAUUGAAGGAGAGGAUGCCCGCCUGGGCCAAGAUGAAGAAGGAUAAUAAAGGGCAGUUUAUACUACUAGAUACAGAGAUUUUUAGAGGAAGAGUAGGGGCCCUAGUAGACUCAGGGGCCACCCGCAGCUAUAUUAGCAAGAAAGCGCUGCAGAAGUUGAAGCUGGGACUUAAAGUCCAGAAGCUAGCAGACCCUAUAGUUAKYAUCCUYGCRGACAAUCGUACCAUGGUUGUAGAGGRUUAYGUAGAGGGAGUCCAGGCGUAUUUYYGCCUAGAGAAAGAUGGGAAAGUGGAGAAGGUUCUCCACUCCCUGACUCUCCUCGYAGAAGACARCCUCCCAUUUGAUAUUGUUCUGGGGAUGGAUUGGGGAGAGGCAGCCGGGGCCACGCUCCAUUUGAAGGAGCACGAGUGUAGGCUCCCUAGUUCUUCAGGCGAGGCCAAGAUUGCCCGCCUGUUCCAUGUGUCAGGAGUAGAGAAUCCCUUGGCACAUUGCUGCCUUACUGCCCCUGCAUUCGCCAGAUUAGUAAAGAAGGAGAAAUUAGAGGAACAGGUCUUUCUUGCCUAUGUUAGGCCCGUGACUGAGCCUACGGAAGACAAGCCGAUGGACCCUGCGAUUGCCAAGCUACUGGAAGAGUUCAAGGACCUAACUGAGCCGCCGAUAGGAGUGGUGCCGCGGCCCAUCCAACAUCGUAUUGAGAUAGAGCCUGGCAGUAGAACCCCUAAGGGCGUUGUGUAUAGGAUGUCCCCACGGGAGUUAGAGGAGCUUCGCAAGCAGUUAGACGAGCUUCUUGAAAAGGGUUGGAUUAGGCCUAGUUCCUCUCCGUUUGGAGCACCUGUUCUCUUUGUUCCUAAGAAAGAGGGAGAGUUGAGGAUGUGCAUCGACUAUAGGGGUCUGAAUGCUAUUACAGUGAAAAAUGUUGAGCCACUGCCUAGGAUAGACGAUCUCUUAGAUCGAGUGCAGGGGGCGAAGUAUUUCUCCAAAAUAGAUUUGAAGUCCGGAUAUCAUCAGAUAGAAGUGCAUCCUGAUGAUCAGUAUAAGACCGCCUUCCGGACUAGAUAUGGGCACUACGAGUUCAUAGUGAUGCCCUUUGGACUAACCAAUGCGCCAGCUACAUUCCAGCGCUGUAUGAACGAUUUGUUUAGGCCUUGGUUAGAUAGAUUUGUUGUUGUCUAUUUAGAUGAUAUUUUAGUGUUUAGUAAGACCCUCCAAGAACACCAGGGUCAUCUCAGGCAGGUCUUGGAGAAGCUGAGGGAAGCUAACUUCAAGAUCAAUGCAAAGAAGUGCGAUUGGGCAAAGACCCAAGUUUUGUACCUGUACCUAGGCCACGUCUUAGACGGAGACGGCGUUAAACCAGAAGAUUGUAAAAUCGCAGCGAUUAGAGAUUGGCCCACGCCGCGCACGCUGAUAGAGUUGCGCUCGUUCCUGGGCUUAGCAAAUUACUACAGGAAGUUUGUAAGGAACUUCUCCACUAUCGCUGCGCCCCUUCGCAGAUUGUUGAGGAAGGAGACCAUCUGGAAGUGGGACAAGGAUUGUACGUCUGCCAUGAAGAAGCUAAAGCAGGCGUUGAUAGAGUACCCGGUCCUUAAGGUAGCCGAUCCGUCCUUGCCUUUUGUCGUCACUACGGAUGCUAGUCAGUACGGCAUGGCGCGGUGUUGCAGCAAGACGAUGGCAAUGGUUAUAGACCCGAUACUUCAUUUGACUGCAGAGGAAUUGAGGCUGCAUUUUGAGCAUGAAGCUUCAAUGGCUGCCAAAGAUCCUUCACGCUAUGCUCGCAACCUACUUGAGUACUGCUGCUUCCGCGCCCUGGCUGUUUCCACGCAAGUGUCAGAUGCUCUGAAAGAUAAGGAACUUCGGAGACUUACGUUUGACAUGAUGCUCGCAUGGGAGACGCCAGGGGCAGGACACAGGCCUGUAUCAAAGGCUGAACCUAUAUUAGAGACAGAUGAGGAAGAGAGCGUGCACCAUGGGUUCUUUGCUGGGCUCUUUCCCCUCCUGGUGGAUGUUGAGAGUGCGGUGAGCAGGGAGGCAUUUGUGCGGAUUGCACCACAUGUGUCGAUCGCAGCGGACAGCAUAACAGUCCACUCUCAGUUUGAUGUUCUGACGUCUGAGUCUGGUGGGAGACUGCCUUUCGUUAUCUAUGACAAGUAUCUGCAGGAACUUGACAAGGCAGUGAGGCAAAUAAAAUCCCAGACAACGGCAUCAGUGAAAUCUGCUUUGGGCUUGACAUCUGGCGAAGAGACUGUCAUUGAGAUUGACGGAACUACGACUGCACCUGUGCUUCAGCAUGUUGGUGUCACAGCAUGGCCAGGUCGGCUGACGCUGACAGAUCAUGCCCUAUACUUUGAAGCCUACAAUGUGGUAUAUUAUGACAAGGCAAAGAAGUUUGACCUCUCUGCGGAUGUGAAGCACAAGGUGAAGCCUGAUCUCACGGGCCCGCUAGGGGCGCGGCUAUUUGACAAGGCGGUUGCAUAUUCGACAACUUUGUUGUCAGAGCCUGUAGUUUUUGAGUUUCCGGAAUUAACAGGGCACAGUAGGAGGGAUUAUUGGCUGGCAAUAAUCCGCGAGAUUGUCGCUGUUCACUUGUUCGUCAGGAGUCACAAACUCGAAGGACCUGCACGGGCACAGGCACUGGCAAAGUCGGUGCUCGGCAUCGCUCGGAUGAAGGCUGUAUGGGCAGUUCUGAGGAUUUUGCCAGCACGCCCGAAAAUGCUUUUGACGUUUAUUGCAACAGAUGAGCUCCCUGGGGGUGAUAGGAUCCUUGAAGCGCUUGCAGAAAGCCUGAGGCUUGAGGCCCCAUGUUAUGCGGGGAGGGCCAGUACUCCGACAGAAGGGAGUGCUGAAAGCGGGGCUGAGAGUCCGAGCGACAGCAGUAGUGCCAGCAGUGAUGCAGGUGGAAGCGGGGCGGGUAGUGUGGGGUCCAGCAGCAAAGGAACUGAGGGACAAUCAGGUGUCAGCAGAAUCAGACGCCUGAGCACUUCCCUUGAGAAGUCGUCUGCUGUUGCGGCGGUUGCUUCCCUUUUACCUGUUGCCGGAGUCCCACGGACAGGUGUGGGAGGCUCACCCAGUGGGGACGGGUCCCCCGUGAUGGUGGGAGAGGUGCUGGUCGGGGAGAUGACUGCACUUGAGAAAGCGAUUGCUUCUUCCUUGGACAACUCCAAGAUCCUUGAAAAGGCAAAGGCGUCGGUCAACGAGGCACGAGUCGAAGGCAUUGGGACAAACAAAGCGCUUCUUGAGGAGCUGUUGUUGCCCCUCUUUGCCAUAUUUCGCUGGCUGCAUUCCCUUACGGAGUGGCAUGAACCUAGCAAGUCGUUUGUGUUCUUGUUCACAGUGAUAUACAUCAUCGCCAGGGAUUGGCUCAGAUUCGUUAUACCCGCUAUACUGGUCACAAAUGCUGGGCUUGUUCUGUGGCUGAGGUAUUUGCGGCGGUUUGAUGUGAAACCAGGGUCUCGACCGAAUGAGGUUGUGGUCACACUACCAAAAGGCCAGAGCAAGGUGGAGCAGCUCUUGGAGUUGCAGAAUGCAUUGGCUGGUGUGGAGCACGCAAUCCAGACGGCAAACAUCUCCCUUCUGAAAACGCGAGCUCUUUUCCUUUCUGAACAGAAAACGGCAACAGACCAAGCUUUGCUCUUUCUGGUGGCGGGUGCUGUUUUCCUUUUAAUAGUGCCAUUUCGCUGGAUGGUGCUGCUGCUGGUCCUGGAGACUUUUACACGGAAGCUGGAGAUACGUGAGGAAGCAAUUCGGCGCUGGAUGCGUCGGCUACGUGACUGGUGGCACAGCAUUCCAGUCGUUCCUGUUCGGUUUGUUGAGGCUCAAGGGUCGGCAUCUGACUAGCGAUAUUCUGUCUGAGGCUUUCAUUUGCCACUGGCUAUUUUCUUGGCACUGGCUUGCUCAACUUGUUCCGCUUGAGUAGGUCUAGAAUAUGCUGCCAGAACCAUAGCCAAUGCUUGUUUUUCUCUCAAUCGAUCCCCUUUGCAGGGGAAAGGUUGGCGGCAUUCAUUAGUGUUUUUCUGCCUUCUGAUACCUACGGAUCACAGCAUCGUCGUUGGCCAACUGAAUCCUCGCUGGCCAUUCAGAUCCAUGCAGUCAGCGCUCGCCUCCUGUUCUGCCACCUGGUGGUAGUUGUCUGUACUUCAAUGAAUGGUCUUCAGACUU
Molecule: messenger RNA, 9085 nt
Organism: Chara braunii
Lineage: Eukaryota; Viridiplantae; Streptophyta; Charophyceae; Charales; Characeae
Source: the annotation of a GenBank genome assembly